Paraglomus occultum is the source of this 960-nucleotide messenger RNA. The record is from the annotation of a GenBank genome assembly. NCBI's taxonomy places the organism in Eukaryota, Fungi, Glomeromycota, Glomeromycetes, Paraglomerales, Paraglomeraceae.
AUGAAGAAGAGAAGCCGGAGCUUAUAUUUGGAGAAAGAGACAAAUCACUCAACAACGAAACGCUUAAAGCCCAAAGAUCCUAAAAUAGAGGCUUUGCAAGAACUUUACCAACUCCAUCCUAACAUUAAUGGUCGAAGUGUAUGGUUUUUCCCAACACUCACGAAAUCUGCAGAAGCUUGGAUAAAGACACUCAGUGGCAAGCGUUUUUUUAAAGGGAAAAAAUCUGCAUUAGCCACCAUAUUUUUGGAACCUAGUUGCAAGGGACCGAGUGUUGGCCAAAUAAUAAGAGGAAAUAGCUAUACGUCUUAUUUUAAGAAUGCAGAAGUAAUUUCAUUAUUCAAUAUUAAAAAUACGCUAUCGAUGAUGAUACGCAAUGACACGGAGUUUAUGGGUAUAACUCUAACGGAAGGUGACAGUUAUUUACAUCUUACAUUACCUGGCACAAAUGGACAGAAGGAACUAUGCAUCAAGCAAGCGUCUCAUGCAUCUGAUGAACGUAUAAAAUGCUUUAUGUUUGUGAAUGGUUAUGAAGUCAGAGACAAUUUUCUAAAAGAAAGUGGUGUAAAAAGUCAUAAAAUCUCAACUAUCAAGGACAUUCUUUCAAUUGUACAAUUUUUCAAAAAAUUGCAUGUCUGUGUAGGGCAAUGUACUAAAGGAUUUAAACAAACUUCUCAUUUACGAGGUGACCAUCUAUAUUCAAACGUCCUUGGCCCAACAAAUGAUCAUGAGAUUAUUGCAAAUUUAGAAAAUAAAGGGGUUGACAAUGAAGCAUAUCGUGCAGUCGACUGUAUUCUUCUUGUGAGAGAAGGCAAUGUAAUCAAAUUCCAGAAAGAAUUGACUGAAAAUCUUCGCAACAGACUAAAAAUGAAGAUUGAAGCGGAAGAAGAGUAUGCCUCAGAACUGUUAAUUAGCAUGGUUCACAGUGUAGUUGAUGAAGUCUUGGAUAAAAAGCAUGAAAAC